Chrysoperla carnea is the source of this 624-nucleotide messenger RNA. Its product is annotated as protein LLP homolog. NCBI's taxonomy places the organism in Eukaryota, Metazoa, Arthropoda, Insecta, Neuroptera, Chrysopidae. The transcript is spliced from 2 exons. Gene Ontology annotation, biological process: dendrite extension. The coding region runs from base 109 to 492 and encodes 127 amino acids. Gene Ontology annotation, cellular component: nucleolus. The record is from RefSeq and is a predicted model, not a curated record. Gene Ontology annotation, molecular function: RNA binding.
CGCCAUCCUUUUAGAACCAGCAAUUCUAAUGUUGUGAAAUCGUAUAUUAGCAAUUGUAUUUAUUUUGUAAUUUUAAUACAAAUCAGAUAACAAAUUAUAACAAAAAUAAUGGCUAAAAGUUUACGAAGUAAAUGGAGAAGAAAAUGUCGUGCUGUAAAACGUGUACGAUAUGGUGAAAAAGAAUUAGCUAGAUUAAAGAAAACAUUGGGUAUCGAUGAAAAUAAACCUGUUGAGACAGUAAUGGAAGAUUUAACCGAAGUUGCAAAUGUGGUGACAGCUGAAAAUCUAACAAAAACAGUUGAAAACGACGAAACAGUUGAAGAAAUGGAUGAUGGAACAGUUAAACGAGUAUAUGAUCCAAAAACAAUGCGUGAUCAAUUUGGAAAUUAUCCAAUUUGGAUGAAUAAACGACGAUUAUUAAAGAAAAGAAAACAAAAUAAACUGAAAAAUAAUAAGAAACAACUAAAAAAGAAAAAUAAACGUAAACAUUAGAACUAAAACAGUUAUUUGUAAUUAUUAUUUUUUUUUUUUUGUCAAUAAGUCUAUUUGUUUGUAUAAAAAUCUGCAUUUUGUUAAUGAAAUGUUUAAAUAUAUUUUUCUAAAGCAUGAAAAUCAUAAUCUUGA